This is a messenger RNA of Elaeis guineensis (African oil palm), 935 nucleotides long. RefSeq names its product auxin-responsive protein SAUR32. The record is from RefSeq and is a predicted model, not a curated record. NCBI's taxonomy places the organism in Eukaryota, Viridiplantae, Streptophyta, Magnoliopsida, Arecales, Arecaceae. Gene Ontology annotation, biological process: response to auxin.
UCUUCCCCACUCUUUGAUUCUGCUGCUCCUACUCCAAUAAGACUCUUUCCAAACCUCGCCGCCUUCUUUACCAAAAAAAAAAAAGAAAAGAAAAAAAAAACUCGCCGCCUUUACAUGCACUGAAAGGGGAAAAAAAAAACUCCUCUCUCGAAUCAUCUUGAUCCUAGCAUUGAUCUAUGCUUGUUCUCUUUACUAAGGCCAUGUCGAACGUUCCCCUCUCUAUUUGCAACUCCUCUUUGAUCCCUUCCCACCUCCCCAUCUUCAGAUGUGUUCCCUGACCCUUCCUCCUCCCUCUCUCUCUCAUAGUUGUAAAGUUUUCCUCUUCAGUUAAAUCCUUGGAUCAUUGGGCUGAGUCUGAGAUGGGGGUCCACCUGCACCUGCCGCACCUAGGGCACGAGAAGAAGAAAGAGGAAGGGGCGGUGGGAGUGCCGCCCAAGGGGUGCAUGACAAUAAAAGUGGGACAGGAAGGGGAGGAGCAGCAGCGGUUCGUGGUGCCGGUGAUGUACCUUAACCACCCGCUCUUCAUGGGCUUGCUCAAGGUGGCGGAGGAGGAGUACGGCUUCGAGCAACAGGGAGCCAUCACCAUCCCGUGCCAUGUCGAGCACUUCCGCUAUGUCCAGGGCAUCAUCGACCGCGACAACGCAGCCGGCUCCGGCGGCCACCACCACCACCACAACGGCCACCACUUCCACCUCGCCGGGUGCUUCAAGGCCUGAGAUGGAUCGGAAAGAAGAGCGGAAGGGAGAGGAAGAAGAAGACAAGCCCUUGGAUGCACGAUCAGGAUUUGUGUUAAAGGAUUAAACAAACAGUAUUGCAACUACUUUUUCUUUUUCGUGCUUUUCCUUUUCAGAUUUUUAUUUCUUCUGAGAAAAAAAUGGAAGUGUAAUUAUAAGGAUAAAGUGAUGGCAAAAACAACGGACAGAUUUCCAAUUUUA